This is a messenger RNA of Culex quinquefasciatus (southern house mosquito), 479 nucleotides long. RefSeq names its product protein KTI12 homolog. The transcript is spliced from 3 exons. Bases 33 to 479 code for a protein of 148 amino acids. Lineage: Eukaryota; Metazoa; Arthropoda; Insecta; Diptera; Culicidae. The record is from RefSeq and is a predicted model, not a curated record.
AAGUGCUAGAUUUAGCAGACGAAAUUCAUAAAAUGCCUCUGGUGGUUAUAUCCGGACUUCCGGCAAGUGGCAAGUCCACCCGGGCAGCCCAAAUCAAAGCGCACUUUGAGGGACUUGGGAAAACCGUCCACAUUGUGUCCGAAAGGGACUGCAUCCGGGUGGCCGGAUACGAAAAAAACGAAUACUUCCGGGACUCGCAGAAGGAAAAGCUAGUCCGAUCUAGUGUUAAAUCCCACGUUCUACGUCUGCUCAACAAAAACGACCUGCUCAUUAUCGACGGUGGGAACUACAUCAUGGCCCUACGAGCCGCACCGGACCUAGUCGACAUGUCCACGUUUAUCAGUGACGCCAAGCUAACCACCAUAAUCCCCAUUGGACGGUUCCUGUUCCGGCAGCUGCCAUCAGUUCCAGUAAGCCAUGGGCGAAUUUUCCGGCUGCGAAAUGUUCCGGCGUGGCCAACCUGCAGAGAACGGUGCUAA